Messenger RNA from Melopsittacus undulatus (budgerigar), 8766 nucleotides. RefSeq names its product integrin subunit beta 8 (gene ITGB8). The coding region runs from base 283 to 2586 and encodes 767 amino acids. Gene Ontology annotation, biological process: cell adhesion mediated by integrin; integrin-mediated signaling pathway; cell migration. The transcript is spliced from 14 exons. Gene Ontology annotation, molecular function: integrin binding. Gene Ontology annotation, cellular component: integrin complex; focal adhesion; cell surface. The record is from RefSeq and is a predicted model, not a curated record. NCBI's taxonomy places the organism in Eukaryota, Metazoa, Chordata, Aves, Psittaciformes, Psittaculidae.
GGGAGCGGCGCUCAGCGCUCGGCCGGGACCCUGCCGCUGCCUUCGCCGCCCGGGGGCUGCCCUUGGAGGGGCGCAGGGGCGCUGCGGGCGCUGCCCCUGAGAUGCAGUGUUACGUGCCAGCCCCGCCGCCCACCCUACCUGUGCUGGGCCCGCUGCCGCUCCUCCCCCGGCCCCGCCGCCGCCCCCGCGGGGGCCGGGACUGAGCUCUCCGCGGCUCCGAGACGCGGCCCCGAGGAGAGGGAGAAGGAGACAGAGCGGGAGCGCUGCCGGCCGCGGCGCACGAUGUGGGUGCCGCUGCUGGCGUGCCUCACCGCGGGGAUCAUCUCCCUGCCCAAGUGUCAGCGCGGCCCCGGACCCCUCCUGGGAGCGGCCCGGCUGCUGGCGGCCGUGCCGGGACUCUGCCAGCACCCAGAAAACAGAUGUGCCACUUCAAAUGCAGCAACAUGCACAAGGUGCCUUUCUUUGGGUCCAGAGUGUGGGUGGUGUGCUCAAGAGGAUUUCAUGGCCGACACAACACAGAAGGGACGCUGCGACACUGUUUUCAACUUAAUGAAAAGAGGCUGCCAAUCAGAUUUUGUAGAAAAUCCCACAGUUCAUGUCACAGUGCCCAGUGACCAUGAGACAAACACACAAGUGACACCUGGAAAAGUUUCAGUCCAACUGCGUCCAGGAAGUGAAGCAAACUUUAUGUUAAAAGUCCGUCCUCUAGAGAAAUACCCUGUGGAUCUUUAUUAUUUAGUUGACGUCUCAGCCUCUAUGCACAACAAUAUAGAAAAACUAAAUUCCAUUGGAUUUGCUUUAUCUAAAAAGAUGGAGAAUAUUUCUGUUGAUUUUCGACUUGGAUUUGGAUCCUAUGUGGAUAAAACUGUGUCACCCUAUAUUAGCAUUCAUCCAGGUAGAAUCCAUAACCAGUGCAGUGAUUAUAAUUUAGAUUGUAUGCCUCCUCACGGUUAUAUUCACGUGCUAUCCCUGACCGACAAUAUAGCAGAAUUCAGAAAUGCAGUAAAUAAACAAAAAAUUUCUGGGAAUAUUGAUACACCUGAAGGGGGUUUUGAUGCGAUGCUCCAAGCAGCUGUGUGCCAGAGUCAUAUUGGGUGGCGGAAGGAAGCAAAGAGACUGCUUCUUGUGAUGACAGAUCAAACUUCUCAUCUGGCCCUUGAUAGCAAAUUAGCAGGGAUCGUAAUUCCCCAUGAUGGAAACUGUCAUUUGAAAGAUAACGUGUACAUCAAAGCUACGAGUAUGGAGCAUCCGUCUCUUGGCCAGCUCUCUGAAAAGUUGAUUGACAAUAAUAUCAAUGUUAUUUUUGCAGUUCAAGGAAGCCAGUUCCACUGGUAUAAAGAUCUGUUGCCUCUGUUGCCUGGUACUGUUGCAAGACAGAUAGAAUCACAAGCAGCAAAUCUCAAUGAUUUGGUGGUAGAAGCUUAUCAGAAACUAAUCUCUGAAGUGAAAAUUCAAGUGGAUAACCAGAUCCAAGGACUUGAUUUUAAUAUCACUGCAAUCUGUCCUGAUGGAAGUAAAAAAACUGCCAUGGAAGGAUGUAAAAAUGUGGGAUAUAAUAAAGAAGUACUUUUCAAUGUAUCAGUUACAAUGAAAGGAUGUGAUACAACUGGAGGAAGACAAUAUGCAAUACUUAAACCUAUUGGUUUCAAUGAAACCGCCAUUGUUAAUGUGCUGAAAAGCUGUGCCUGUAAGUAUGGAGACAGUGCAAGGCACAAAAGAGUAUGGACUGAUGAAACUUCUUCUGAGGGCAAACAGUCCCCUUGCAGUGACAGUAACUGUAGCUUUAACAGAGAUACACUUCCCUCUGAGACUUGCAGACAACACCAGGACCAGCCCAUCUGCAGUGGUCAAGGAAAUUGCAUAGAUGGAAAAUGUUUCUGCUACAAAAACAAGCUAGGCAAAGUGUUUGGCAAGUACUGUGAAAUGGAUGACUUUUCCUGCCCAUAUCACCGGGGAAACUUAUGUUCUGGUAAUGGUGAAUGUGAAGCUGGUAAAUGCAAAUGCUUCACUGGCUGGGAAGGUGACCGUUGCCAGUGCUCAUUACAAUCAGGAAAGUACUGCCUGAAUUCAAAUGGCCAGAUUUGCAGUGGAAGAGGAAAAUGUGUAUGUGGAAAGUGUGAGUGCACAGAUCCAAGAAGCUUUGGCCGUUUGUGUGAAUAUUGCCCUACUUGUAACAAAGCCUGUGAAGAAAACUGGAAUUGUGUUCAGUGCCAUCAUUUUAACAAUGCAUCCCAAGCAAAACUUGACCAGUGCACAACCUCAUGCUCUUACCUGCUGCAUUAUAUUGACCAAACUUCAGAAUGUUUCCCUGGACGAAGCUACUUUAGAGUCUUUUCCAUAAUCUUUAUAGUUACCUUUCUGAUUGGGUUGCUUGUUGUCCUUAUCAUCAGGCAAAUAAUUCUGCAGGGGAGUAGCAAUAAAAUUAAAUCUUCAGCUGAUUACAGAAUAUCUGCAACAAAGAAGGAUAAGAUGUUUUUGCCUACUGUUUGUACAAGAACAGUAACAUACAGACGUGACAAACCAGAGGAAAUAAAUAUCAACAUCAGCAAGUUACGAUUAAAUGAAACUUUCAAGUGUGAAUUCUGAAGAGAGUGUGUUUUCUGCAAAUGUCUGUUUCCAUCACACUCAACUUUUUAAAGUUAUCUUCUGUACUCCGUCGGAGUUGUGACUGUUGCCAUAUGGUUUUGUGUCCUGCGAUGCUGAAUACUGUAACAAAGUCACAUGUAAGCAUAUUCACAUAAUGUGAUUAUGUUUGAAACUAUAGCUGCUGUAUUUUUUUAAUGGUUUAUUUUUUUGGGGGAAAGAGAAAUGUGCGUUACUACUGUUCAGGAACUUUAGUUUGAUGUAGCACUUUAGCAUAUUCUAAUUUAUUUAGUUUUGGCCUAGAAUGUAGAUAUGAACAGGUCUGACAAAUCACUGAUCUCAUUCUACAUGUACCUAGUACUGUUGUGCUCUGUGGGAAUGGACAAAAGCUGUGACUGAAAUAUUAACAUUGCUGUAUAGUAUAACAAUAGAUGAAAUUAUUCAAAUGCUCUUAAGUAGAGUAAAUGGUACUUUUAUAGUUCUCUCAGUUGACAAAUUCCACUGAUUUGUCUGCUUUAGCCUCUUACCUUUUCCUCGUUACUUAAAAAUAAUUGGAUUGAAUGAGUUACUGGUGUGGGUAUACAGUUGUGUGUAUACACACAUACACACACACAGAGGUAAAUUAUAUAUAAAGGUUUUUAUAUGUAUGAUGUCACUUAAGCAUAAUUUAUAUCUGGUAAAGAGUAAUUUUUAGCUUUUUUAUUUGUUUCAACAUAAACCCUUUUAUACAAAUUUUAAGGUAUUUGGAAACUGAGUGGCUACAGAAAGCAAGAGCUCUUCUGUCCAACAACAUAGUGUACAUGAUGAUCACUGCCAGCUGACUUCAGCUCUGGAGUCAGCAGCAUUUCCAUUGCAAAUAGAUAAAUUAUACCAGAGCUGUGCUUGUUUGCUAGCUACAUGUCAGUGUUUUGCUAAAUGAAGGCUUUGUUCUUUUUUGUAUGAUGUCAGACAUAAGUCUGAUUUUACACACGUGCUAUUCUUUCUAUGUAAAUUACUGGACAGAAUUAGGUUUUGUGAAUUCUGAUGUAACCACUUCCAUUUUUAUGACUAUUCAUUUGUGACAUAAGAAAUGUGCACAGUGUGAUGUGGAAAAAACCUGCAAUUUGGAAGGAGGUGGAGAAAACAGGAGUUUUUUUUUUCUCAGGAGAGCGCAUUAAAUGACUUCAUAAAUGUGGGAUCAGAUUCUGCCUUCAGAAAUGGGCAAAUCUCUUCUAAACACAGUGGGACCAAUAUAAGCUUAUCUGAGAGCAGAAUUUGAUCUACACAGUCCAGCAGAAGCGUUUUCUUACCCCUGAAACUGGCUACAGUGGUAGAAGACGAGUUACUGUUAUAAGCUAGUUGGAAGAGUCAGCCUGAUUUACUAACUUUAUGCUGCCAAACCCUAUGAAAAUAUUCAAGUUCUAAUGCACUAAAAUCUUGCUGGCAAAAAGGAAAAUCAUCUCAGAAGACAGUAUGCAGUGUAUCAUUUCAGCAACAUUAAUUACUGUUACUGAAUAUUGGUCUGCACUUGUCAUAGAUAAGAAUUACAGAAACAAAGCAGGACCACUUUAUAUGCAGUUUGUAGAGAUUAGUAUAUAUUCCUAUUUCUUGUUCUGUAUUUCUUAUGUAAAUUCACACUGAAAUAUGAGGAGUAUACAUGUGAAAGGAAGGCAGGACGCAGAACAAAUGAUAAGUGCUGUGUGAGUGUUCAUGGUUUCUUGGGUCAUGCAUGAAGUGGAAUUGAGAAAAAUAAUAUAGAGACAAUGGGCCUGACAUUAAAUUGACAUAAAAUCUUAGAUCUUAGGGGUUGUUUUCUUUUUAAAUGUAAACUGGACGAUUCAAUGUACUAAAGCAGUCUUCAUAGUAGUCCCUGAGCUUUCUACCAAACAGGUGAAAGUGUCUCUUAUAAAGAAAAGGGUUUUUCUUACACUGACCCCAAUUUUAGUGACAGUUUAAUUGUAAUAUAUUUAUUAUAGAUUAAUCCUGUAAUCUAUCAUGUAUACCUUAAACUUUCAUUUUCUUUUAAAACCUGUAGAACCAUUUUCCUCCUCUGUAAAUUAACAGAUUCCAAACCAUUGGUUUCAGUGGGAUAAAGAGAGAAGAUUGAUAAAGGUUUAUCUGCUAUUGCCCAUAUCACAAUUCAUUAGUAUUUUUGAGUAGGAAACACAGUUUCACUUAAUAAAACAAGCAAAAAUAAACUGAAAGCUUAGUGGAGAAUAUCUGAGUAUAUAAUGAAAAUUGUGAUUGUGUUCUUUAAACAGUGUGGUAGUUUUCUUUGUAACAAAAACAAUUCUUCAGAAUGUAUUUCCCAUAAUGGCCUUUAAAGCAUUUACUGAAGUGACAGCUAAUGUUUUUUCUUUAGACAUUUUUUUUUUUGCUGUUAGAAGGUGUCAAGUUAUAAGGGUAGGGGACAGUGAAUGUUCUUUGUGGAGGAAGACUUAAGUUGUAACACCCAUCUUCCAGAUAACAUCAAAUGGAUACUACUUUUCUUGUGUAGCACUUAGUUGGCAUUGCAGUGCUGCCUGUGAAAGGGCACGGACAGUAUUUACUUAUCAGACACCUGCCUGAAUAUUUAAAAUGCUCUGGUCAAACAGAGCAGGCUUACAGGAUGAAUUGCACUGUAAACUGCUUGCUGUCCUGAGAUUAAAAAGAAAGUAUAGUAACAAAAAAAAAAAGCUUUUUUUUUGCAUCUCCCUCAUGGUUUUGCUGUAUUGUGGAGGAGGUCAGGGAAAACGAAUAAGCUGUUGCUAAUGUGACAGGUCAAGGCUUUUAGAAGGCCCAUGAGGAGCUUAUACAGGGCAGGAUCCUUUGGAGGAGGCUUUGUUUCUAGGGAUGGAAUCUAUCCAUGAGAAACUCUGGCUUUGCUUGGUACUUGUUUCCCUCUGCCUUUGACCAUGUUUUUCAGAAGAGCUGCUGCAGGAGAUGAAUAGCCCAACAAAAGCCUCACUAUUUAGGGAGCUGUGUUCCCUCAGCACAUGACCUUAAAUGAGAAAGCAGCCUGUAAUUCACAAGGAAUUUCCUCAGCUAUUGCAGAAGGACUCUGCUUCCUAUAGUGCUUAAUAUGGGAGAUAUUAAAGACUAAUUAGUUCAUAUUCGUUUUCAAUGUAUUGUGCGUCAAAGAUGCUUAUAAACCUGGCGGGGGGGGAAGGGGGGGAGAAUAUCUAGCCUGAGAAUAGAAUGUUCCAAACUUCUUAAAUAAAACUUCUUAUACUGGGCUUCUUAAAAAAAAACAAAAAACAACCAAAAAAAACCAACAAAAAAAAACCUCAAAUAAUUCAACUGCAUGCCUAUUCCCAAAAAUACACCAGCAGAUGCUCUUGCAUCUUAUAAUUGUUGUUUGUAAUGGGAGUUGUUUUUAGGUUUGCUUCCACAAACAGAGCAUGUGUAUGAUUCUUCAACAGCAGAUUUGUUAAUGCCAAGAUCCAUAUGUAUACUUUCCAAAUUCUAAUACAAUUUUUUUUACCUUUAAAUGGUUAUUUUUCUAACAUUUCAGAAUGACAUGUUUAUACAAUUAAGAAGUAUACAUUUUACUUCUGAUUUUUUUAAAGACUUCACAAUGAAGAAAUACCAUGAACUGAUUAUUUCUAAGCAUAAGUACAUUAAUAACAUUGCUACAGAAUUGUGUGGGAAAAGGAGCUGUUUCAUCCAGAAAACGUGCACAUGGUAUGCAAGGAAUUUUCAUUGUGCCCAGCUGAAAUUCCCUUACAUUCACAAGGAAUGUUGAAAGAGAACCUUAAAAAGGAAGGACAUUUGUAUAAGCAUAGUUUACAUUUUAUCCAUUAUUUUCAUCUGGAUUUACUUUUUCCUCUCUGUAGUGUCAUGAAAACCUGCUAUGUAAGGUAUUAUUCAGACAACAGUGGAAAAAAUUAUUUUCCCAGUCUGACCAUAUAUAAUACUUGUUUCCUGCUUAGUGUGCUUACCUAAAUGUACAUCUGUUGAAAACCGUGGGAGGGAAUGUGUGAAGCAGCUUCCAACAGCCCUUAGUCCUAAAGUGGCCAUAAAGCUUAGUGAUGCCCAGGGCGGAGAGAUACAAGAGCACUGCUGCCUGCACAAGGCCUUGAAGAAGGACAGCAUCCUCAGCAGGCGCUAUGUGUCAUGCAGUUCCCACAGCAUCCCUACAGAGGUGGUGCUCCAAGAGCAGUUCUCCAUUUUCCAGGGCAGGAAGCCUCUUCAAAAGUAGGUUGGCUCAGCAGAGGUGGUGCAGUUUGUGUCCAAGGUGCUUGGCCAUACUUUGAAACUGCAUUUCGUGCAGCCUGCAACCCUCAGCACUGCAGGCUUUAGCAUCUUUACUCAUCAAAAAAUGCUUAUAUUCAACCUAGCAAGGGACUGCCUGUGCCAGUACGUACUGUAAACCUGGAUGCUGAUGAUUGACGUUAAAGCUUCUGGGAAGUCUUUGGGCAUCUGCCCACUGAUUUCUCACCAGAUCCAGGAUCUCCACCAGCCAACCUUAAGGAAUGUAAGCUGUAACUGGAAAAAGGCACUUCACAUAGAGGCAUUUGUGCUGAGUCAGUGCUGAGUGACACUUCCUCUGCUCUGACUGCGAGUGACGUGUACUGACAGUGCUCAGGCUGUUUGUAAGAGAGGGGAAAGAUUUAUUUGCUAAGCAGAUUAGAGGAGUAGUUGAGAAGAACACCACCUUUUAAUGAUACUGCUCCAAUGUACAGACAUCUCACGGAUCUUGCAGAGAAUUGAAAUUCAUGGAGGGGGAAAAAAGUUCAAAAUUAGCCAGCGUGGAUGCAUCUCCAUAGUGAGCCAAAUCAGUGGGUUUCACUGAGUGUAAGCCAGCUCAGAAUGGUUGGCCUUUCUGGGGUGGGAGGUGGAGGGGAGAAAAAGAAAAAACCUAAAAUUGGUAGAUUCUUAGCUUUAUAAAUGCUGAUCUGGAUUACAUGUUCUCUUUGUUUCCUUUUCUGCACACACUUUAAAAAAAAGGUACCUACUUAAUAAAAUAAAAAUAAAUCAGACAUUUGUUAAAAUAAUAGCUUCUACCUGAAUCCCAGCAUCCUGAUACCUGUAUUUUGGCUGUUUCAGAUUAUUUUGAAGGGACAUGUUGAAAGAGGAAGGAUUCUUUUGGGAAGGCAUUAGUGUUCGAUGAAUUCACUGUGCUAACAUCUUCACUUUUACCUACUACUGCUUCAAAAAUAAAGUAUUUUUUAAUGUCUUAUUUAGCAAUUGUGUGACAGCUAUUAAUAAUACUACAGUUUUUAAAUUUCUGUUUAACAUAUACUACCUUUUGUAAAAGAAGUAUAUACAGAUAAUGUUUCUCUAGAGUUUAUGCAUAGAGAAUGUUAGUAAGGGAAGAGGUUUUUAAUAAAUUUAUAACUUCUUACUGGUCAUCUUACAUUUUAAAUGAUACUUUUAAAUCACUACUUUUGUCAAUUGGAAAUAUACUGAAUAUUUUAUUAUUUAAAUAGUAUAAUUUUAUAGCUGUUUAUUAAUUUCAGUUGACUACUAACUUCUAUUUUAUUAUUUAUUAAUGACUUGACACUGUAGGAUAUUGAGAUGUUUAUUUUUCUAUCAGAGCUGUAACAACUAUGACAUUGCAUUAUUAUAAUGCAACAUUAUUGUACUUGCUCUCUAAAAAAAUAAAAUCAAUAUUUAAUCCAUAUGGAUUUUUCAUAUUUGUAAUGCUUAUUAUGUCUGUAAUAAGGAACAGAUGCUGCCCUCCUUUUAAAAAUAGAAGGCACCUUCAUUGAAGAGCAAAUGUCUGCAAAGGGAAGGAAAUGAUUACAACUGUUUUUGAAGGGAAUAAUACUGUGUUGGGUGAGAUAAAACACAACACCAUGUUUAUCAUAUGUAGGCAAACAGAUGAAUGCAUGUUCAGGAUGAACUUUGAGAAGGUAAGAAGGGACACAGUAGCCAUUAGCAAUUUGGAGGUGCAGCUGGUUUGCCUUGCCCAGUACAGUGGAAGCAUGAAUGCACAAGGAGGUGUUAGUACUUGGUAGAAGACAAGAUAAUUUUUGUAGAAAUAUAAUCUAUAGACUGACAAGUGGUUAUGAUAGCCUUUCUUCUGCUUUGCUCUGUUGGGUGGUAGAGGAGCUGGUUUUGUACUUUUAACAUGCUCCAGUUUUUGCUCUAGGCAUGAGAGAGCAAACUAAAGUAACAACUGAUAUUUGCUCAGUCAUCACGUCACUUACUGUACAGGACUUAACUAUACAACAGAAACACCUUGGAAGAGCUGUACAGCAAAACCGGAAAAAAAAAAAA